This is a messenger RNA of Rangifer tarandus platyrhynchus (Svalbard reindeer), 1077 nucleotides long. The record is from the annotation of a GenBank genome assembly. Lineage: Eukaryota; Metazoa; Chordata; Mammalia; Artiodactyla; Cervidae.
AUGGCGGCCGCGGCACUGCUCAGGGGUGCGGCUCCAGGGUGCGGCGGCCCGGCCUGGAGCUGGCGGCUGCGCGCGGCCCCGAGGCGCCACCUGGCUCACAGUGGCUGCUGUCAGAGCGCUGACUCCGCUAGCGGCGCAACAUGGGCCUGCUUCCUGCUGGGCGAGCGUGCCCUAGUGCGCGUGCGCGGGCCGGACUCGGCGCCCUUUCUCCUAGGUCUGCUGACCAAUGAGCUGCCGCUUCCGGGUCCUGCGGUUGGCGAGGCGUCAACUUCGGCCCGAGCGGGCUACGCCCACUUUCUCAACGUGCAGGGACGCACUCUCUAUGACGUCAUUCUCUACGGGCUCCCUGAGCGCCCCGGUGAACAGCCCACCUUCCUCCUGGAGUGCGACAGCUCAGUGCGCGAUGCCCUGCAGACGCACCUCUUGCUGCACAAGAUCCGGCGGAAGGUCACGGUGGAGCCGUGCCCUGAGCUGCGCGUGUGGGCCGUGCUGCCCCGAGCCCCGGCGGAUGCUGGUGGGGCGGUGCCGCUGCGGAAGAAGGCCGAGUGUGCCGCCAUCCUCACCCGUGAUCCCCGGACUGCCUGCAUGGGCUGGCGGCUCCUCUCCCAGGAUGAGGGUUCAGCCCUGGUGCCCGGGGGCCGCCUUGGGGACCUCCAGGAUUAUCACCGGCACCGGUACCAGCAAGGUGUUCCCGAGGGUGUCCAUGACCUGCCCCCAGGAGUAGCGCUGCCCCUGGAGUCCAACCUGGCCUUCAUGAACGGCAUCAGCUUCACCAAGGGCUGCUACAUUGGCCAGGAGCUGACAGCUCGCACCCACCACAUGGGUGUUAUCCGAAAGCGCCUCUUCCCAGUACAGUUCUCAGGUGCCGUUCCUGGUGGCGGCAUUGCCCCCGGCGCCCCUGUGCUCACCGAGGCAGGGCAGGCGGCCGGCAAGUACAGGGCAGGGCUGGGGGACGUGGGUCUGGCCCUGUUGCGGUCUGAGAAGAUGAAGGGUCCUCUCCACAUCAGAACCUCUGAGAGUGGCCUUGUGGCCCUCACUGCGUCUGUGCCAGGCUGGUGGCCCACAGCCACCAAGUAG